AUGUCACAAGACCAGCUUCCACCACAGGGUGUCACACUCUCCUGCGAGCGGCUCGGCAGCCAAGAAGGGUCCGACGCUGGUGGUGCCGCAGCAGCGUGCUCAUACCAUCGCACCCCCCUGCCUUCCAUGUGUGUCGCUCUCCCCUUCCCCCCUCCAAACCCCAACCAGGGUGUCCGGCACUCCUGCAAGCGGCCCAACGCUGGUGGUGCCGGCUCAGCGUUGGGCCCUCCUGCAAGCGGCUCGGCAGCCAAGAAGGGCCCAACGCUGGUGGUGCCGCAGCAGCGUGCUCAUACCAUCACAACCCCCUGCCUUCCAUGCCGCAGCGGUGCGCGCACACCAUCACACAGUUCUCCUGCGAACAGCUCGGCAGCCAAGAAAGCAGGCCCGACACUGGUGGUGCCGCAGCAGCGCGCACACACCAUCACAAAGGAGCGACUGGCGAUCGUGCAGUCCAUGGAUGGCUGGGCGGGGAGCACUCCAUUAUGGGGAGAGGCUGGCAAUCGUGCAGUCACCCCAUGGAUGGCCCUCUCUCUCCCAACCCUCGUUUCCCCCUCCCUCCUUCCGCGUGUGUGUUUCCACCACACCACAGGGGUGAAUGGCUCAGCCAGUAGUAAGAAGGCAGGGCCGACGGUGGUGGUGCCGCAGCAGCGCACACAUACCAUCACAAAGGAGCGCCUGGCGGUCGUGCAAUCCAUGGACGGCUGGGCGGAAAGCACGCUGCUGCCACUGCUCAAGCCUGUCGAGGCCAGCUGGCAGCCGCAGGAUUACCUCCCCCAACCCGAAAAGGAAUCUUUUUUGGACGAAUUGGCUGACCUGCAGGCCAGGGCAGCGACGCUCCCAGACGACUACCUGGUGUGCCUCGUGGGGGAUAUGAUCACAGAAGAGGCCCUCCCCACCUACCAAACCAUGCUCAACACUCUCGACGGGACCAAGGACGAGACUGGCGCCAGCCCCAGCCCAUGGGCGGUGUGGACGAGGAAGUGGACGGCGGAGGAGAAUCGGCACGGAGAUCUGCUGAAUCGGUAUCUGUAUCUCACCGGGCGGGUGGAUAUGCGAGCUGUUGAGAAGACCAUCAACUACCUGAUCGGAUCGGGGAUGGACCCCAAGACUGAGAACAACCCUUACCUUGGCUUUGUCUACACGUCCUUCCAGGAGCGGGCGACCUUCAUUUCCCACGGCAACACGGCGCGCCACGCCAAGGAGUUCGGCGACGACCGACUGGCGGUGAUCUGCGGGAUGAUAGCCGCUGAUGAGAAGAGGCAUGAGAAGGCGUACUGUGCGAUCGUGUCACGGCUGUAUGAGCUGGACCCGAGUGGGGCGAUGCUGGCAUUCGAAGAUAUGAUGAGGAAACAGAUUGUCAUGCCAGCCCACCUCAUGUACGACGGGGAGAACCCCAAACUCUUCGACGAUUUCUCCGCUGUAGCGCAGCGCACUGGGGUGUACACUGCCGGAGACUACGCCGAUAUAAUGGAGCACCUUAUAGCGGUUUGGGAUGUCGAGAAGAUGGAGGGGCUUUCCCCAGAGGCGGCACGCGCGCAGGAGUUUGUCUGCAAGCUGCGGCCCAGGAUCAGGAGGUUGGCAGAGCGGGCGGCAGAUAAGGAGACGCGCCGAUCCCCAUACCCCUUUCCCUUCCCACAUCCCCUUUCCCUAACCCCAUCCGCCUUCCCCUCCCCCAUCCCCCUUCUCUUUCCCCAUCCCCCUUCUCUUUCCCCAUCCCCCUUCUCUUUCCCCAUCCCCCUUCUCUUUCCCCAUCCCCCUUCUCUUUCCCCAUCCCCCUUCUCUUUCCCCAUCCCCCUUCCCUUCCCGCAUCCCCUUUCCCUUUCCCCAUCCGCCUACCCUUUCCCCAUCCCCUUCUCUUUCCCUAUCCCCCUUCCCUUCCCCCAUCCCCCUUCCCUUCCCCCAUCCCCCUUCUCUUACCACAUCCCCUUUCCCUUCCCCACACCCUCCUUUCCCUUCCCCCAUCCCCCAUUCCCUUUACCCAUCCCCCAUCCCUUCCCUGCAUCCUCCUUUCCCUUCCCCCAUCCCCCUUCCCUUCCCCCAUCCCCCUUCCCUUCCCUCAUCCCCCUUUCCCUCCCCCUCUGCUAUCACCUUCUUUUCUCUUUCUGCUACCACCUCCCUUCCCCCUCUGCUGUCACCUCUCAUCCCGUGAUACCACCUCCCUUCCCCCUCUGCUGUCACCUCUCAUCCCGUGCUACCACCUCCCUUCCCCCUCUGCUGUCACCUCUCAUCCCGUGCUACCACCUCCCUUCCCCCUCUGCUGUCACCUCUCAUCCCGUGCUACCACCUCCCUUCCCCCUCUGCUGUCACCUCUCAUCCCGUGAUACCACCUCCCUUCCCCCUCUGCUGUCACCUCUCAUCCCGUGCUACCACCUCCCUUCCCCCUCUGCUGUCACCUCUCAUCCCGUGAUACCACCUCCCUUCCCCCUCUGCUGUCACCUCUCAUCCCGUGCUACCACCUCCCUUCCCCCUCUGCUGUCACCUCUCAUCCCGUGCUACCACCUCCCUUCCCCCUCUGCUGUCACCUCUCAUCCCGUGCUACCACCUCCCUUCCCCCUCUGCUGUCACCUCUCAUCCCGUGCUACCAGCUCCUCCCAUGAAGCCAACACUUCGCCAACCCUUUCACCUUUUUCCCCUGCUUUCACACACUAUUCCGCCAAGCAAUCACUUCCCCAAUUCCUCCCUGCCUCCUUUCUUUCCCCAUGCCAUGCCUCCCCUCGCUUUCCUCCCAUGCCUCAGCUCUGUUUUCCCACUUGUCUCCCCUCUGCUUCCCCCCUUUCUCCCCCCUGUUGA
This is a messenger RNA of Closterium sp. Naga37s-1, 2790 nucleotides long. The record is from the annotation of a GenBank genome assembly. Lineage: Eukaryota; Viridiplantae; Streptophyta; Zygnematophyceae; Desmidiales; Closteriaceae.